AUGACUUCUUCCCGAGAAGUCGAUCCCGGAAAGUUGACAAUGUACGCCAUCGCCGCCUCUAAAGGCUUCAGCUACUACCUGCCUAAGUCCGCCCAGCGCCUUCUACAAACGCUUCUCAGACAGCUUCCAUCCACAGCACGCUCGAUCUACAACGAAUACUACCGCGAUCUCAUGUGUUCGAAGGCAUGCGCACGGGAGUCUGCGGCGGCGAUGGCAAAGUUCGUUGAUACCUUUCCAAAGAUUGCAGCGAUGCACAAUGCAUUUGCGCGUGAAAUGAACGCGGAGAUUGAGAGUGAUGUGCACGAGGGGUAUCAGCCGGUGAAGUUCCCGAUUGUCAGGGAGCGCGUUGUUGAUGCAGAGAAAGAAAACAAGAAGCGCAAGCGGAUUCCGGCUGAGAGUGCAGCGCUGUCUGCACCGAUAUCCAAGAAGGCAAAGGCUGAACAACAUUUACAGCCAGACACGACUACUGCGCUGGGUUUGCCGGACCAGGUCUCGCCUCCAGCGGCGCUGAUUCUCGACUCAGGCAUACGGUCCCCUCCACUAUCUCAUACCGCAUCUCCAAAUAACACCACACCGCAAACCGGAGCCGUCCGGUCUCCUCUGAUACCCAAGUCAGACGCGAGUUCUAUACCGAGUGCACCGGUAUCGCUCGCCUCCUCGCCAACGACCAUGUUUGGCUCAGACCUGCAGUCUCCAUCUGCGUCCCCAACAUCUCACACCGGGUAUUCAAACAGCACCACACCACCCAUCGCUGCCCCAUCCUCUCCAACCCUAGAACCAAAUACGCUUACUAAAUCGAGUCCGACAGCAUUACUCUACCCUUCGCCACCACCAGUCGUGCGGUCUCCCUCUGCAUCUCCACCAACUCACUCCAAAUCUCCAAAUGUCACCACACCCCGCCCCAGCCCCAUUCCGUCGCCCAAGCCAAAUCAAUCCAUUGAGCUCUACCGAACUCCCACGCUAGACCAGGAGUCAACAGACCCGCACCAGCCUGCGUCACCGUCCGACGGUCCGACUCUCACCAACGUAGCAGCCGUGCAGCCUGCGGCACUACCCACACCUACAACAUCGGUACUCACCGAACCCAUAGUUUCCGCGGCAUACCAUGUGGAAGCGCAUCCUGGGCCCUCAGCGCUGCUGCUACAGCGUCAAGAGAGCGCUGUGUCAGAGGUACAUGUGAGUACGCAAGGCGCAGCAGCCCCUAUGCAGGAUCCUGCCUGGGAAGCGUCUAUUGAUUCUGCGUCGCCAUCCACGUCUGUGUCUGUGUCUGUGCCGGAGGUAAGUGCGAGUGAGCAAGGCGCAGCGCCGGCGCCAGACCGUGAUGGGGAGGAGGCAUUCAGGGCGUUUGUGUCGGAGUCUGCUUUGUUGUCUGAGGACCAGCGCUGGGAGAAUGGUCUGCAAGCGAUCGAGGACUUUAGGUGGGAUGAACCGGUGUCGCGGUGGGCGGCGGGGCGUAUGAGUGCUUACUAUGAUAGUGUUGGGCCGUCGGCUGGACUGUUUCGCGGGAAUCACUGGGCGGAUGGCGGCGCUGAUGAGUUUUCCGAGAUGAUCAGCAAGGGUGCUGAUUUGCCAUUAGAUGAGGAGUUUGAGGAUGUGUUGUGA
This is a messenger RNA of Boeremia exigua, 1602 nucleotides long. RefSeq lists its product as uncharacterized. Bases 1 to 1602 code for a protein of 533 amino acids. NCBI's taxonomy places the organism in Eukaryota, Fungi, Ascomycota, Dothideomycetes, Pleosporales, Didymellaceae. The transcript has a single exon. The record is from RefSeq and is a predicted model, not a curated record.